AUGAUAUUUCAGGCCUCAAGGUUCAGCGCCUCGGGACGUAAAGUGCCCCUCGAGCCCCGCCGAAGCGAAGCAUGCCAGCCCAUGCAUGUUCUCUCGUUUGGAGAGGGGGGCAAAUUGGUUGUGUUUGUGUUCGUGUGUUGCUGUGGCGUGCGUGUUUGGAAUGCAUGCCGCGCCGCAACUGCCCUCAGACAGGAAUUUCGACCAACGCCGUUGCGUUUGGGGCGCGGUCCAUUUCAAGAUGAGCCUCUAGGCGCGUCUGUGUAUAUUGCCCUACGCCGCCGCGAACCUUCGCGUUUGGGGAAUGCCCUUCCCCCGAAUGCAAGAGUUGAACACUGA
Molecule: messenger RNA, 336 nt
Organism: Trypanosoma theileri
Lineage: Eukaryota; Euglenozoa; Kinetoplastea; Trypanosomatida; Trypanosomatidae
Exons: 1
Coding region: 1-336 (111 amino acids)
Source: RefSeq, a predicted model, not a curated record